Messenger RNA from Hirsutella rhossiliensis, 546 nucleotides. RefSeq lists its product as uncharacterized. Bases 1 to 546 code for a protein of 181 amino acids. Lineage: Eukaryota; Fungi; Ascomycota; Sordariomycetes; Hypocreales; Ophiocordycipitaceae. The transcript has a single exon. The record is from RefSeq and is a predicted model, not a curated record.
AUGGCCAACCUGCCCUCGCAACACCCCACCCUCUCCAUCCACCUCUCCGACCUCACCCUCACCCCGCUCAUCACCUCGUCCUCGUCCCCCUCCCACCUCGACUCCCUCACCUCCCUCACCUCCAGCGCCCUCUCCGCCCAGACCGCCGCCCAGCGCGCCCAACUCGGCCGUCCCCAGCGCAUCAUGGUCGAGUAUCCCGAUGCCGGCCCCGUCGUCCUGCAGACCUACCUCCACCCCUGCGAGGCCGGCACUGGCAGCGGCGGCAGCACCACCCGCGCCGCGCCAGACAAGGAUUCGGCCUUGCACCUCGAUGAUGGUCGAGCCGGGGACGUGGACGCGGACGCGCAGGACAGCGGGGAUGGCUCGGCAACGAGGCCCGAGGAUGCCGCCCCCAUGCUCGUCGGCCUUGUUGUUGCCGCCUCCUCGGACGAGGCCCGCGAGGCACGUCGUGCCGCCGCCAGGCUAGAGAAGCUCGGGCGUGAGUUUCAGCGACAGUGGACGCUGCAGGGCGCCGCCGAUCCGACCCCCGACGCAGGCCCCGAAUGA